Molecule: messenger RNA, 2604 nt
Organism: Mus pahari (shrew mouse)
Lineage: Eukaryota; Metazoa; Chordata; Mammalia; Rodentia; Muridae
Product: cytochrome P450 1A1
Exons: 7
Coding region: 101-1675 (524 amino acids)
Biological process (GO): progesterone metabolic process; hormone biosynthetic process
Molecular function (GO): iron ion binding; oxidoreductase activity, acting on paired donors, with incorporation or reduction of molecular oxygen, reduced flavin or flavoprotein as one donor, and incorporation of one atom of oxygen; steroid 17-alpha-monooxygenase activity
Source: RefSeq, a predicted model, not a curated record
UGAAGGUGGUAGUUCUUGGAGCUUUCCCGAUCCUCCCUAGGGUCCUAGAGAACACUCUUCAGUUCAGUUCCUCCUUACAGCCAAAGCAGCCACCAAGAUCAUGCCUUCCAUGUACGGACUUCCAGCCUUCAUGUCGGCCACAGAGCUGCUCCUGGCCGUCACCGUAUUCUGCCUUGGGUUCUGGAUGGUCAGAGCCACAAGAACCUGGGUUCCCAAAGGCCUGAAGACUCCACCCGGACCCUGGGGCUGGCCCUUCAUUGGGCACAUUCUGACCCUGGGGAAGAACCCACACCUGUCACUGACACGGCUGAGUCAGCAGUAUGGGGACGUGCUGCAGAUCCGCAUUGGCUCCACUCCUGUGGUGGUGCUGAGCGGCCUGAACACCAUCAAGCAGGCCCUGGUGAGGCAGGGAGAUGACUUCAAGGGCCGGCCAGACCUCUAUAGCUUCACACUUAUCAGUAACGGCAAGAGCAUAACUUUUAACCCAGACUCUGGACCUGUGUGGGCUGCCCGCCGGCGCCUGGCCCAGAAUGCCCUGAAGAGCUUCUCCAUAGCCUCAGACCCGACAUCAGCAUCCUCUUGCUACUUGGAGGAGCACGUGAGCAAGGAGGCUAACCAUCUAAUAGACAAACUCCAGAAGGUGAUGGCAGAGGUUGGCCACUUUGACCCUUACAAGUAUUUGGUAGUGUCAGUGGCCAAUGUCAUCUGUGCCAUAUGCUUUGGCCAACGUUAUGACCAUGAUGACCAAGAGCUGCUCAGCAUAGUCAAUCUGAGCAAUGAGUUUGGAGAGGUUACUGGCUCUGGAUACCCAGCUGACUUCAUUCCUGUCCUCCGUUACCUGCCUAACUCUUCCCUCGAUGCCUUCAAGGACUUGAAUGAGAAGUUCUACAGCUUCAUGAAGAAGUUAAUCAAAGAGCACUACAGGACGUUUGAGAAGGGCCACAUCCGGGACAUCACAGACAGCCUCAUUGAGCAUUGUCAGGACAGGAAGCUGGACGAGAAUGCCAAUGUCCAGCUGUCAGAUGAUAAAGUCAUCACAAUUGUUUUGGACCUCUUUGGAGCUGGGUUUGACACAGUCACGACUGCUAUCUCUUGGGGCCUCAUGUACCUGGUAACCAACCCUAGGGUACAGAGAAAGAUCCAGGAGGAGCUAGACACAGUGAUUGGCAGGGAUCGGCAGCCCCGGCUUUCUGACAGACCUCAGCUGCCCUAUCUGGAGGCUUUCAUCCUGGAGACCUUCCGACAUUCAUCCUUCCUCCCCUUCACCAUCCCCCACAGCACCACGAGAGAUACAAGUCUGAAUGGCUUCUAUAUCCCCAAGGGGUGCUGUGUCUUUGUGAACCAGUGGCAGGUUAAUCAUGACUGGGAACUGUGGGGUGACCCAAACGAGUUCCGGCCUGAAAGGUUUCUCACCCCGAGCGGCACUCUGGACAAGUGCUUGAGUGAGAAGGUCAUUCUCUUUGGUUUGGGCAAGCGAAAGUGCAUCGGGGAGACCAUUGGCCGAUUGGAGGUCUUUCUCUUCCUGGCCAUCUUGCUGCAGCAAAUAGAAUUUAAGGUGUCACCAGGGGAGAAGGUGGAUAUGACUCCUAUCUAUGGGCUGACUUUAAAGCAUGCCCGCUGCGAACACUUCCAAGUGCAGAUGCGGUCUUCUGGUCCUCAGCAUCUCCAGGCUUAGACUGUCCAGGAUGCUCACCAGACCAGGUGGCUGUUCCUGGGAUUCAACUUCAGCCAGAAACACAGACCCUGGGAUAUUGUACCUGCCUCCUACUUUGGACUUGUUUCUCUGUAUGCUGAACACAGACACUGGGCACAGCAGAGGCCCACAGGAACCUCAGAUCCUUCUCAAUUUCAGCAUCAACUAGGAGACCUGAAAGGGUUAGGAGAUAUCUGGGCCUCAGAGAGCUCCUGAAGAGCGGUCUGGGUGCCCCAGUGGCUAGCUGGUUUGAAAAAUACAGCAGGUCAUGGCAGGAUCUGUCUGGUUACUUUGACAAGUGGGAGCUGCCCAGAAUGGAGGGAGAAGGCAGCUUAAAAUACUGGCACAGAAGUGCCCUUGCCACCUGCUGAGGCUAAACGGCCUUCCCACAUGGGUUUAUGACACUGCAUGUGGGGGGGGGCCUCUGUUCACCCUACAUAGAAAUAAAUAGGAUGCCCCUGUCCUUGCAAAGCCCAUGUUUCUAUUCAGGAAGGGUUGAGACUUGUGUCUAGAAAGACCCAAGAACAGAGGGACAGAUUUUCUGGGCAGUAAAACCAGGUCUAGAGUCUUGUGUAGCCCAGGCUGACUCUGAACUUGCUACCAAAGGAGGCCUUGGACUCCUUUUUGUUGUUGUUGUUGUUCUUAUCACCAUACCAAGUGCUAGGAUACAGUCAUUGACUACUGCAUCAGCUCUUGGUCUCUCUUCUUUACUGUAUAUAAAAUGUUUUGUCUUAGAAAAUGUUUGUGCAUAAGAGCUUUGUAUUAUGGACUGUAUUUUGCUUAUGCAUUCAUAUUAGUUAUACCUUAAGAGAUUUAGAUAAUUUGCUAGUGUAACAGAGAAAAUUCUAACUCAAGUAUCCAGAAAUAUAUAGAAAAACCCUACCUGAACCAAAUAAAAAUAUUACCUGGAA